CAAGCAGCAUAGUGAAAGGAAGUAAAGUGGGGCCUGAAGGAGGGGGAGAAAAGUGCUUAGAUAAGAGUUGUGGGAGCGCGAGGCAGUCUGGGAGCUGUAGUUUCAGGUCGCUGUGGGCGCGCGCCUGAAGGAAGUGGCUAUAGAAGGCGGGAGGAAGCAAAAAAAAGGUCCGGGCUUUGGUGGAGAGUCCGAGGCGGACGGGAGAAGGAGCAGUAACUAUAGCUCCCCGAAAGCCGGCACCCUGGUGGGGAGGUCACCGAAAGGCAGGCGCCUCCCAGAAUCUGUAGUUCCCUUGACUGCGAGCCAGGCGGGCUUCGUCUCUGGCUUCCCCAACAUGCGUAGGCACCCGGAGGGCUGCUGCGGGCGCGGGACCUAAAGAUGAUCUUUUCGGUCGUCCAUUACCCGCUCCGGUGGCUUCGACGGCCCGGAGGCCGUGCCUUGACCCUCGCCGCCAUGGAAGUGGCCUUCCGAGGCGUGCGGAAAGUCCUCUGUGUGGCCGAGAAAAACGACGCAGCCAAGGGAAUCGCUGAUCUGCUGUCCAACGGUCGCAUGAGACGGUGAAGCCCAGUCUGCAGGUGUUAAGAGCCCGUUUCUCUGAGAUCACCCCCGGUGCUGUCAGGACAGCCUGUGAAAACCUGACUGAGCCAGAUCAGAGAGUGAGUGAUGCUGUGGAUGUGAGGCAGGAGCUGGACCUGAGGAUCGGAGCUGCCUUCACUCGGUUCCAGACCCUGCGGCUCCAGAAGGUUUUUCCUGAAGUGCUGGCCGAGCAGCUCAUCAGCUAUGGCAGCUGCCAGUUUCCCACAUUGGGCUUUGUGGUGGAAAGAUUCAAAGCCAUUCAGGCCUUUGUGCCAGAAAUCUUCCACAGAAUCAAAGUAACUCAUGACCACGAAGAUGGUGCUGUAGAUUUCAAUUGGAAAAGGCAUCGUCUGUUUAACCAUACAGCUUGUCUUGUCCUCUAUCAGUUGUGUAUGGAGGAUCCCAUGGCAACUGUAGUGGAGGUCAGGUCAAAGCCAAAGAGCAAGUGGAGGCCUCAAGCCUUGGACACUGUGGUACAUCAGCUAUCCCCGAACAGAGACAAACAUUUUCCCCAGAGACUUAAACUUGAUGGCAUUGGUGGAACAGCAAACGCAGGAUCCAGACUGGGGGGCCUUUGCCCAGAGUAUUUUAGAACGGGGUGGCCCUACCCCACGCAAUGGAAAUAAGUCUGACCAAGCUCACCCUCCAAUUCACCCCACUAAGUAUACCAGUAACUUGCAGGGAGAUGAACAGCGACUGUAUGAGUUGAUUGUUCGUCAUUUCCUGGCUUGCUGCUCCCAAGAUGCCCAAGGACAGGAAACAACUGUGGAGAUUGACAUUGCUCAGGAACGCUUUGUGGCCCGUGGCCUCAUGAUUCUAGCCCGAAACUACCUGGAUGUGUAUCCAUAUGAUCGCUGGAGUGACAAGCUCCUCCCUGUCUAUGAGGAAGGCUCCCAGUUUCAGCCCAGCACAAUAGAGAUGCUAGAUGGGGAGACCAGCCCUCCACAGCUGCUCACUGAGGCUGACCUCAUCGCCCUCAUGGAGAAACACGGCAUUGGUACUGAUGCCACUCAUGCGGAGCACAUUGAGACCAUCAAAGCCCGGAUGUAUGUUGGGCUCACUUCCGACAAGCGGUUCCUCCCUGGGCACCUGGGCAUGGGACUAGUGGAAGGUUAUGAUUCCAUGGGCUAUGAGAUGUCUAAGCCUGACCUCCGGGCUGAGCUGGAAGCUGAUCUGAAACUGAUCUGUGAAGGCAAGAAGGACAAGUCUGUAGUUCUGAGGCAGCAGGUGCAGAAAUAUAAACAGGUUUUCAUUGAAGCAGUGGCUAAGGCAAAGAAGUUGGACGAGGCCUUGUCUCAGUACUUUGGAGAAGGGACAGAGACGCCCCAGCAAGAAGAGAUCUACCCAGCCAUGCCAGAGCCCAUCCGGAAGUGCCCACAGUGCAACAAAGACAUAGUCCUAAAGACCAAGAAGAGUGGUGGUUUCUACCUUGGCUGUACAAGUUUCCCAGAAUGCCGACUGGCCAUGUGGUUUCCCGACUCAGUGCUGGAGGUCAGCAGGGAUGAGAGUGUGUGUCCAGUUUGUCAACCGGCCCCUGUGUACAGGUUGAAGUUCAAAUUCAAGCGUGGGAGCCUUCCCCCAACCAUCCCCCUGGAGUUUGUGGGCUGCAUCGGUGGAUGUGAUGAGACCCUGAAUGAGAUCCUGGGCGUGCAAUUUUCACGGGGUCCUCCCAGAAGCAGCCAGCCCUCUGGCCACCUGCAGGCUAGCCAGUCAAUGAACAGGAUGGACAGCAGCCACUCCCAGCCUCCUGACAGUAGACAGACCAGACCCUCACAGGCUCAGGCCCAGGCCCUCCUGCCUGCUGCUGCCACUGGUGAGAGCAACGCUGUGACUUGCAACUGUGGCCAGGAGGCUGUGCUGCUCACCGUCCGAAAAGAGGGCCCCAACCAGGGUCGGCAGUUCUACAAGUGCAACAGUGGUGGCUGCAACUUCUUCCUCUGGGCCGAUGGUGGCCAUCCUGGAGCAGGAGGAGCCCCUGCCUCUGCAACAAGACCCCCAGGCAGCUCACUUGGACACCCACCAGGCUCAGGGCACCACUUUGGUGGCUUCAGCAACCCUGAUGAUGGCAGUGGUGGCAGCACAUCCUGCUUGUGUAGUCAACCUGCUGUCAUGAGAACAGUGCAGAAGGAGGGUCCCAACAAAGGCCGCCAGUUCCACACGUGUGCAAAGCCACGGGAGCAGCAGUGUGGCUUCUUUCAGUGGGCCGAUGAGAACGUGGCCCCAGGAACUUUUGCAGCCCAACCUUGGCCAGGAGGCAGGAGCAAAAGGCCCCGGACCAGUUCCUCAGAUGCAGGGUCCACAGCAAAGAAAUCUCGUAAAUGCAGUCUUUGCCACCAGCCUGGACACACCCGGCCCUUCUGUCCUCAGAAUAGAUGAAGGCAGUAAAGUGUAGAGGGGCCACUUGCUCAGUCUGGAGAUUGAAUUAACUAGGACUAGGUGGCUAUUCACUGUCCUAGAAGCUGAGGAGGGUGUUGGGUUUUGGAGUUGGGCUUUUCUUUGUUAAGGAGCACAAAGUCCAGACCACCCUCAAGAAGAUUGGCUCUGCUGGACAGUGUCGCCCUGCCCAGGGCUCAAGAAUGACCACAGCCACUGCUGAGAAGUCAUGCUGCUGCCCUGUGACCCCCUCCCCCACCACGGAUGGGGACAGCAGAGGAGAUAACCAUUGGUGGCUGUGAACCCACAGCUGUGGCCUGCUGCACUGCAAAUCAGAAAGCACCCAGGGCUUUCUGGGUGAGGAGGCAGCACCUCCAUCACAGGCUUUGAGCAGCCUGCAUGGGGCUUCUCCCCACAGCCAUCCUGGGAAGGAAGUGGCUCUCCUAAUACCAUCAGAUCUGCAAAAGUUUCACUUCCAUUUCAUUUAAAAACCAAGAAUCCCUAACUCAUGUGCCUUAGUAAAGAAUGUAUUAUUUACUCUGACAAGUGACAGUGCAGCAUAGUGUCUGGUGACAUUUGCAGGAGUGACAGCCAGUAGUGGAGGGAGUGCUCACCAGCACUGUCCCUGAUGGCCCCUUCCCAGUCCAGCCCUUCUCCCUGCCAUAUGGUGAGUGCUGACCCCAACUUGUGCACUCCCCAAUUUGUCAGUUGGAGCAGAAUUGCCAGCACAAGACUCAGAACACUCACUGUCUUCCACCCUUGCCAGAGAUGAACUGUGAAUAUUUCCCUGUGAAUAAUACAUAGUUGACUGGCUGUGUUUUACACUUCAGAAGAGAAGCGGGAAUGGUCACAGUGGCAGUUAGCAAAAAAAUUGUUCUCAGGCCCUGUGACUGCAAACCUCUGCCCUUUAUUAAAUCAGCUGUCUCUGCUGGCAGGGUGUCAGGCCAGUGGGCUCUCCAAGUAUGGAUUCCUGGCCUUGUUCCUGGCGCAGCCUGGUCAGCAGGUGUGGGUCCCAGCCUGCGAUGCUGGGUUUUCCCAGUCCCUGGCAACCAUCUACCUACUUUGUUUCUACAGGUUUACCUAUUCUGGACAUUUUAUAUCAAUAGAAUCACAUAAUACAUGAGCUGUGUCUGACUUCUCUCACUUAGCCUGGUGUCUAUAAGGUUCAUCCACAUUGGAGCAUGGCUCAGUACUUUAUUUUUAUGGCUGAAUAAUUUUUCAUUGUGUAUACAGUAGUCCCCCUAUUUGUGGGGAAUACGCUCCAGGAUUCCCCGUAGAUGCCUGAAACUUGGAGAGUACUGAAACCCAUACACAAUAUACUGAUUUUUCAUUAACAUACCUGUAAUAAAGUUUUAUUUAUAAGUUAGGCAUAAUGCCA
Heterocephalus glaber (naked mole-rat) is the source of this 4327-nucleotide messenger RNA. NCBI's taxonomy places the organism in Eukaryota, Metazoa, Chordata, Mammalia, Rodentia, Bathyergidae. The record is from RefSeq and is a predicted model, not a curated record.